AAAGACCAUAUUCGGAUGUUUUUUUUCCUGAUGUGAAUGAGUGAGAAAAGAUGAACAAGGCUAGGUGGAAUGAGAUUCAAAAAGUCAGCGCGUCUAGGACAAAUGGCUAUCCUGAAACGCAGCAGUCUGUACGUGAAGCAUCGAUAAGACUAUUUUUUGGUUUUUUUUCAGCCCUUUUCUGUGGACUAAAAAAAAUGCUCGAAUGAGAAAGAUGUGUGCUUAUUGGGACGCGCUGAUUGGUUGGCAAGGGAAACCCUGGGCAAUAGUUCAAGGUGGCUUGAUCAGACAGAUCAAAUCUAUUUCAUGCGCUUAAUUGAAAAGGGACCCACGCUUUUUUUAGUGUCCAUCUCUCUUCUCUUUCAACUCAUCAACCUUCCUUUCCCCCACUUACUCUUUGACCCUUUCUCUGCAAGCAACCAUGUCCACCCCUAUCGAGGUCGUUAACAUGUCCCCCGAGGACUACCGCAAGCGCAAGGUCGCUCUCAUCACUGGUAUUACCGGUCAGGAUGGUUCUUACCUUGCUGAGCUUUUGAUCGAGAAGGGUUACCAGGUCCACGGUAUCAUCCGUCGUUCCUCCUCCUUUAACACUGGCAGAAUUGAGCACCUUUACAAGGAUGCCCACGAGAACCCCAAGAUGCGUCUUCACCACGGUGACUUGACUGACUCGACCUGCUUGGUCCACAUCAUCUCCAAGGUUCUCCCCACUGAGAUCUACAACUUGGGAGCUCAGUCUCACGUCAAGGUCUCCUUCGACAUGUCCGAGUACACUGCCGAUGUCGACGCCGUAGGAACUCUUCGUCUCCUCGACGCCAUCCGCACCUGCGGCCUUGCCCAUCUCAUCCGCUUCUACCAGGCUUCUACCUCUGAGUUGUACGGUCAAGUUCAGGAGAUUCCCCAGAGCGAAACCACUCCUUUCUAUCCUCGCUCACCCUAUGGUGUUGCCAAGUUGUACGCCUACUGGAUCACUGUCAACUACCGCGAGGCCUACAACAUGUAUGCUUGCAACGGUAUCCUCUUCAACCACGAGUCACCCCGCCGUGGCCGUACCUUCGUCACCCGCAAGAUCACCUGCGCUGUCGCUUCAAUCAAGUUGGGCAAGCAAGAGUGCCUUUACCUCGGAAACUUGGAUGCCAAGCGUGAUUGGGGUCAUGCCCGCGAUUAUGUUGAGGGUAUGUGGAGAAUGCUCCAGCAGGAGAGUCCUGAGGACUUUGUCCUGGCCACAGGAGAGAUGCACACUGUCCGCGAGUUUGUUGAGAAGUCCUUCAAGGCCAUUGGCAAGUCUAUCCGCUGGGAGGGUGCUGCUGAAGAGGAGGUCGGUAUUGAUGAAGAGGGCAAGAUCCGGGUCCGUGUCGACCCUGCUUACUACCGUCCCACAGAGGUCGAGUUGCUUCUCGGUAACCCUGCCAAGGCUAACGAGAAGCUCGGCUGGAAGCGCCAAGUUGAAUUCGAUGCCCUGGUUGAGGAGAUGGUCAAGGCUGAUUUGGUCGGUAUUGCUGCCGGCGAUGUCUUCAACUAAAACAGUAGAUGUGAGAUUAGAUAGAAAGAGAAUCAAGCCUGUACUAAUAUUAUAACAAAGUCAAUUUAUUUACUCAAAAUAAGAGCAACAUGUGUAUAAAA
Messenger RNA from Lobosporangium transversale, 1617 nucleotides. Its product is annotated as GDP-D-mannose 4,6-dehydratase. The record is from RefSeq and is a predicted model, not a curated record. Lineage: Eukaryota; Fungi; Mortierellomycota; Mortierellomycetes; Mortierellales; Mortierellaceae. The coding region runs from base 419 to 1516 and encodes 365 amino acids. The transcript has 4 exons. Gene Ontology annotation, biological process: GDP-mannose metabolic process. Gene Ontology annotation, molecular function: GDP-mannose 4,6-dehydratase activity.